Hippoglossus stenolepis (Pacific halibut) is the source of this 4380-nucleotide messenger RNA. RefSeq names its product ubiquitin-conjugating enzyme E2, J1 (gene ube2j1). The transcript is spliced from 8 exons. Lineage: Eukaryota; Metazoa; Chordata; Actinopteri; Pleuronectiformes; Pleuronectidae. The coding region runs from base 306 to 1286 and encodes 326 amino acids. The record is from RefSeq and is a predicted model, not a curated record.
GAAAAAAACGCCUGACAAGCCAGUCACUCACUUCCUGUUUACGUUUCCACGGAUGCGUUCAGGAACAGAAACUACAGAUAACUUGAGAAACAAUCUCUUCACUACUCCGGUGGCGGCUCGUCUCAGUUAGCCUCCGUCUUCACCACUGUACCGAGGCGACGGACAGACGGAAGGACCCGUCCUGCCCAUAGCGUAGGAGCGAAGAGAGCUAGCCGGGGCUAGCAGGUAGCUGGUAGCUAGCUAGCGACACAGCAAAAGAAACUCAGCAGCACGUCAACACUUACCUGAGCUCAACGUCUGCCAGUAUGGAGAAUAGAUAUAACCUCAAGAGUCCAGCGGUGAAGAGGCUGAUGAAGGAGGCUGCUGAACUGAGGGAUCCCACAGAGCACUACCACGCCCAGCCGCUGGAAGAUAACCUCUUCGAAUGGCACUUCUCCGUACGCGGGCCUCCAGAUUCAGAUUUUGAUGGUGGCGUUUACCACGGCAGGAUCGUGCUUCCCCCAGAGUACCCCAUGAAGCCCCCCAGCAUCAUCCUCCUCACACCAAACGGAAGAUUCGAAGUUGGUAAGAAGAUUUGCCUGAGCAUCUCUGGCCACCAUCCAGAGACCUGGCAGCCGUCUUGGAGCAUCAGAACUGCCCUAAUCGCUAUUAUCGGAUUCAUGCCAACAAAAGGAGAGGGAGCAAUAGGAUCUCUUGAUUAUACCCCAGAGGAGAGGAGGGCCCUUGCCAAAAAGUCCCAGGACUUCUGCUGUGAGACGUGUGGCUGCUCCAUGCGCUCUGCCCUCCUGGCUCUGACCCCCAACAGCCACCCCAGCGCAGAGGACCACAAGGCCAAAGAACUGGCUCAGCAAAUCAACUUCAAGGCAGAGUCAAGUUCAUCCAGACCAGCAAGUGAGAGUGGAGGUGCUGAGAGCGGAGGUGCUGAAAGCAAUCCGUCCCCACUCGGCGAGGGAGACACCUCCACUUCUGCUGCCCAGGAAGCUGCUGACUGUCCCCAGGCUGAACAGCCUGAGGCGUCUCCUGCCAUCGGCGUAGAGGGAUCGCAGCCCCAAACAGCCCCCAGCACUGGUCGCCCUCUCAGUCCCCGGCAGCGUCGCACCCAGCAGCACAGCCACCAGGGUCAGAGGGACAGCAGGCCGGCGUUCCCCGCGGCCCCUCGUCAGCCUCAGGAUGAGAGCCACGCGGGCUCAGUCGCCCUCAUCGUGGUGCUCACCCUGGCCCUGGCUGCACUCAUCUUCCGCAGGAUCUACCUGGCACAAGAGUACAAGUUUGACUACGAGCUGUGACCACACACAGACACACUAGGCGACCCCUCCACCACCUCUUCCCCCUCCUAACCCCCGGGUCAGCCCCCUCCUGCCACCACCUCGACUGAACUUCGACCAGCUGAAGUGGAAGCAAGACCGAGGACAGCGGCCGACACACUUAGUGGCAUCCGUGCCCGUCUGCCCGUCAGCGGAGGGUGCGGCCAGGAACUGCCAUUCCUGCAGGGGGAGCCACUCCACUUACUACAACAUCUCCAGGGUGUCUUUUAGGCAAUGUGAAUUUUACUCUCCAGAGUAUCAUGCAUUUUUAAAAAUGGGAAGUUUAGUUUUCUUGUGAUCGGCUCAGCAGCCACAUUCACCAAAUGUCUCCCUUUGUGUAUCUGUCUGUCCUUGGGCUGCCGCUAAUUCCCUUUUAUUUUAUUAAAAUUGUAAUAUGAUAUGCCAACAAUGUAGAAUUGUGGGGGAAUUUGUUCUCAGAGUAGUUAUUUGAUCGCGGAAGCAACUGCACAGAAAAUGUACUAUAAAGAGUUCUUCUUAAUGGGCUUUGACUUCCUCUUCGACACAGGGCUUUAUUUUAACAGUGCAAGUGCAACAUCCAGUUUAAUGUGAUGACUAUUUUAGCUCACGUGGGUGUAGCUGGUGUCUUUAAUCCCCCGCUCCAUGUCUCACAGUGUAAAUGGUCUCAUCAUUGUACAGUAGCUGAUGUGAUACAGCAAGAAUAAAGCAGGACAUGCAUCUGUAGUGUGUUGGAAAGGAGGCAGUCAUUGAUGAGCCCUCCGGAUCUGAUGUCCUGUAUAAAUGGACACAGUGCUGGGUUACUACGGACCAGUCUGAUGUGGGGGUCUGUGUGUGUGGCUGCACCGUUCACAUCAGAGGCUGCAGUUUCAUCAACACACAGUUUGUGUACUGCCGCGUUUAGACGCCGACAGGGAUUUAAUGAACUGAAAUAUUUUAUAUCCAACAUACUGCAGCUGUGAUAAGAGAUACUUUAAGAAUCAAAGAGUUGCUAAUGGCUCAGUGCAGACUGAUUUACUAACAUCCAUGAGAUACGUCAUAUUCGGUGACCUUGUGCAAUGUGGGACUGCAGGGCUGUUGUAUCAUACUGUCUGCUGGUGAGGUCACAUAGAAGGUCACACUUUCUGAUGCAGGCCAUGGGAAAACGUGACCCUGUUGUCCCUAGGAUUUAAAAAGUUCAACUAUUGUCUCCUGCUUGGACUGUGUCCUUUUCCCUGUUUUUCAAAUUUAAAAAAAAUCUCCAAUGUCAUCAGAGACAUUGACCAUGAGAAGACGUGACCCCCAUUAAACCGGCAUAUUAAAGAAAUAAAGAAUAUGUAGCGUCGAGAUAUUAUCCGGUUUCUCUAACAACGUUCGGAGAAAUAAUAUCGUGUACUGACAACAGACACUUGUAAAAAGGGUCAGUGCAUCCGUGCAACAACAUGUCCUGCGGUCUCACAUUAAAGGUCACACCGGCGGUUUCACACAUCAAAGUGUGUCUGCGGGUGGUGGGGUCGUAUGGAGCCGUGUGCGGCGCCAGAUGGAGCAGUGUGAAGUCUGAUAAAUGUCCUGGAGUGAUGUCACUUCAGUCAGUGUGGGAUGGGCCUGAAGACUACAAAUUAUUAUUCUUUUUCUUGGUGGUGGGUGAGAGUUACAGUAUAUUAGCCACUACGAGCAUAACACCUAAAUCUCCAACCGGACUGUUGGUGGCCAAGUUGCAUUGUAGGUAAUGUAGAUAUAUAUUCAAAUUUUUCUAGCCGCAGUUUCCUAAAGAACAAAAACAUUUUGACUCUUCUCAUAUUGACAUAAGAGAUCUGUAACUUGUGCAGUGCUCACACUAUGGUCCAUAAUGUUUUUACUGUCCACGCAGACAGCUAUACCUCCUAGUUUCAGCUGCAGUUGUGGCAUCAAUGCAGUUCUCUCUCUUAAGUCUGUACCUGUCUCUCAGAAUCAGUGUGAGAGUGACUGUUGUCUGCGAAACGCACAAAGUGUUCAAAUCUAACUCUCCCAUGAGCUGGACACGACAUUACCGAAAUCAAAGAGAAUUUCAAGGAAUUCCAGGGAAGGUAGUGAACCGUCUGCGCUCGUCUAAAUACAGCUCAUGGGGUUAUAAUUCCCAUCAGUCCUGUCAGGAUGAUGAGGUAACUGUUCCAGAAUUGGCUACUGAAAUAUAGCUAUUAUCACCAUGGCAACGUUUACCGAUGAGAUCAUUUGAGGGGAUUAUUCGCACCAUUAAACCGGCAGGUUCAGUUCAGGUUUGACUCAUUGGAUCUGCAGCCUGGCUCUGCCUUCACACCUACAUCAGUUUUUAUUUAUUUUCAUUUGAAUCUGGAAGUGUUUUUUUCUUUUUCUGCUGACACUGUAAAUCCAUUUGUUUAUCUCUCUCCUCCCUUGCUGCUUCUCUCCCCUGCUGCUUCGCAGUAUUCGCUUCGCGUCCCUGUGCAUUAAUCUCAUUUGACUGGCAUUCUCUGAAGCUGUAUGCAAACACUCAUUUCCCCCCUGCUUGUAUAAAUAGACUGGAACACUGUCUAACGUUUACCCUCUUUGAUAAACUUUGAGUAGGGCUUUUUUCAGUCUGAUGAGACUCACGGGAACUGGGAAGCAAUUCAUAAUUCAUUCCGAUAGAUUUUACAGCAUACAAAUAUCCAGAGGUGGUCGUAGAAGCCUACCUGUUGAGUGGAACAGCUUAUCUUGGUAGUCUUUCUCUUAGAUGAGCAACAUCUUAUCCCUGUAUACCCGUGCAGGGUUUACUUGAAGGCAGCAGAGUUUCUCACAAUCUCUCCAUUUCUGCCUCUUUAGUUAGGCUGGUGAACUGACAUGAACAGAAAAUAAAUGACUUGAAGGAUAACAUGUAUUUGCAAUGUGUGAAGUUUUAGCAUUUCUCAAUUAUACCUAUACAUCUUACAGGGAAUAUGUAGGAUACUGUUAAAUGAUCUUGAUGAUUGGUUUAUUUCCAGGUUCUAGUGUUAAAACACAAGUAAGAGUCUAACACCAUGUUAAUCAUUGCUGAUCUAAAAAAAUGUCUGCCUCAUGGUGAUGCUACAGGAAAUGUCUGUGGUCAUUGGAUUCAACCUAUGGUUAUAAUAACUGUCAGUUGUAAUAAAGUUUAAUGGCAAUCAUA